Molecule: messenger RNA, 642 nt
Organism: Aspergillus pseudotamarii
Lineage: Eukaryota; Fungi; Ascomycota; Eurotiomycetes; Eurotiales; Aspergillaceae
Product: cupin domain-containing protein
Exons: 2
Coding region: 137-532 (131 amino acids)
Source: RefSeq, a predicted model, not a curated record
ACGACAAUAGCCUAUGCGAACUGGUCGUAUGAUAUAAUAGAAUUGCUCACCGUACGAGGGAAAUGUCAAUAUAAAAGCGUCCUGACAUACUUAACUGAAACCGCAGGACAAUCCACACCAUCAGCGAAGUCUCAAAAUGGAAGAACCAACCUACGACCCCAGCCGCCCGAUGCCUGCUAUCAACAUCAUUUACCAAUACAAGCUUACCCAUACCCCGGGCAAGAGCAUUGUCGGCCUUCGCGUUGAAUUCCCCCCAAACGGGUCCACCCCCCCGCAUCGUCACGGGGGCGCUGCCGUUGCGGCUUAUGUUGUGAGCGGAACACUCCUGAACAAGAUGAACGACGAUCCGAUGAAAGUGAUUGAGACGGGUGGUUCGUGGUAUGAGGCGCCGGGUUGCCAUCACCGCAUCAGCGAUAAUGCCAGCAAAACGGAGCCGGCGGUCUUGAUAGCGACGAUGGUAUUGGAUACGGAGGCUUUGGAGCGGGAUGGGAUGGAUGCAUUAAUCCAGAUCGACGAGGAAUAUAGGAAGUAACUUGGCUUAUGUACAAAUGCUUACUGGAGAAGGUGCUAGGUAUAGCGUGGCCAUAUAGGAAACAUUUCUAAGUUGUGAGAUGCCAUCGAAUCGAACAACGUGCAGUAAUU